Molecule: messenger RNA, 1401 nt
Organism: Cordyceps militaris CM01
Lineage: Eukaryota; Fungi; Ascomycota; Sordariomycetes; Hypocreales; Cordycipitaceae
Product: squalene synthetase
Exons: 4
Coding region: 1-1401 (466 amino acids)
Biological process (GO): ergosterol biosynthetic process; farnesyl diphosphate metabolic process
Cellular component (GO): endoplasmic reticulum membrane
Molecular function (GO): squalene synthase [NAD(P)H] activity
Source: RefSeq, a predicted model, not a curated record
AUGGGCGCUCUUUACUAUCUGAUGCAUCCUAACCAGCUGCGUUCCAUUAUCCAAUGGAAGCUUUGGCACGAACCGGUUCACAAGCGAGACACCAGCAAGGAGUCCGAAACCCUCAAGGAGAGCUUCCGCUACCUCAACAUGACCAGCCGCAGCUUCUCCAUGGUCAUUCAAGAGCUGAAUCCCGAACUUCUUGUCCCCGUCGCCCUCUUCUAUCUCGUCCUUCGAGGCUUGGAUACUAUUGAGGAUGACAUGACGAUCCCUCUCGACACCAAGACCCCUUUGUUGCGCAACUUCCAUGAGACCAUGGAAGUCGAUGGCUGGCAAUUCCACGAGAGCAAGGAAAAGGAUGCCGAGCUGCUCGAACACUUUGACGUUGUCAUCGCCGAGCUCAAGAAGCUCAAGCCUCAAUACUACGAAAUUAUCAAGGACCUCACCCGCAAGAUGGGUAACGGCAUGGCUGACUACGCUGCCGAUACCGACAAGAUUGAGAACGGUUUGCAAACUAUCGAGGAUUAUGAACUUUACUGUCACUACGUCGCCGGUCUCGUCGGAGAGGGUCUGACGAGACUCUUUGUCACCUCCGAGCUGGCCAAUCCCAAGCUCGCUGAGAGACCCACGCUGACAGAGUCAAUGGGCCAGUUCUUGCAAAAAACCAACAUUAUCCGUGAUAUCCACGAGGACUGGGUCGAUGGCCGCCGCUGGUACCCCAAGGAGAUCUGGAGCAAGCAUGUCGAUAAGUGGGAUGACCUCUUUGAGCUUUCCAAGCGCGAGCAGGCCCUCAACUGCAUCUCCGAAAUGGUACUCGAUGCCCUCAAGCAUGUCGAAGAGUGCCUGUUUUACAUGGCCGGCAUGCGUGACCAGAGCUGCUUCAACUUUGUCGCUAUCCCACAGACCAUGGCUAUUGCCACUCUGGAGCUCAUCUUUCGCAAUCCUGCCAUCCUCGAGCGCAACGUUAAGAUCACAAAGGGCGAUGCCUGCCAGAUCAUGCUCGAGAGCACACAAAAUCUCUUCACGGUAUGCGAAGUUUUUCGCAAUUACAUUCGCCGCAUUCAUAAGAAAAACGACCCGCGCGACCCCAACUUCUUGGCCAUUAGUGCCCGAUGCGCCAAGAUUGAGCAGUUCAUCGAAACUUUGUACCCCAAGCAGGAUCCUACCAAGCUGAACGCCACCAACAAGAAGAGGCAAUUGGACCAGCCUACCGCCGAUCCUGGUGAGGGCUUUGUUAUGUGGAUGGUUGUCAUUCUAUCCCUCGUUUUCAUGGCUCUUCUUAUGGUUGGUAUUGCCUGGUUCUUCGGAGCCGAUUUCUCAUCGACAUUUACCGACGUGAAGAAGCUCUGGACCAGCCUCGACGCCCCCAAACCUCCCCAACCUCUCGCCGGUGCUGGUCGCGACGAGUUGUAG